This is a messenger RNA of Hippopotamus amphibius kiboko, 4224 nucleotides long. It is a transcript of the gene XPNPEP2, whose product is annotated as X-prolyl aminopeptidase 2. The transcript has 21 exons. Gene Ontology annotation, molecular function: metalloaminopeptidase activity. The record is from RefSeq and is a predicted model, not a curated record. NCBI's taxonomy places the organism in Eukaryota, Metazoa, Chordata, Mammalia, Artiodactyla, Hippopotamidae. Bases 248 to 2272 code for a protein of 674 amino acids.
UGACAGGGAGCCAGCAGAGGCUGCCUGGAGCAGUCGAGUCUUCUCCACCCAGCCUAACUCCUGGAACCCUCAGAAACGAAAGACCAGAAGACUCUCCAUCCACCAGCUGGACGCCUCCUCCCCACUGCAAGCCCCCACCCCCUGGCUGCUCCUGCCCUGGAAAGGCCUGGAAGAAGACGCCAAGGAAACAGCCCUGCCCACUCUCCCUUGGCCCUCCAUCCACCCAGCACGGGCAUCUGAAGACCCCAUGGCCUGCGCUUGCUGGGGCUUCUACCCCUGGCUUGCCCUCCUCUGUGCUUGUGCCUGGGGCCACCCAAAGUCACUGGACCUGAGAGAGGAUGUGAGAAACUGUUCAAUCAGCCCUCCGUACCUUCCAGUUACUGCAGUCAAUACCACAGAGCGGCUCAUAGCCCUCCGCCAACAGAUGCACAUUCAGAAUCUCUCUGCCUACGUCGUUCCUGACACGGAUGCCCACAUGAGUGAGUACAUCAGCAAGUAUGACGAGAGGCGUGCGUGGAUUACAGGCUUUACAGGGUCUGCAGGAAUCGCUGUGGUGACCACGGGGAAAGCAGCUCUCUGGACCGACAGCCGCUACUGGACCCAGGCUGAGCGGCAGAUGGACUGCAACUGGGAGCUCCACAAGGAAGUUGGCACCACUCCUGUUAUCACCUGGCUCAUCACCGAGAUUCCUGUUGGAGGGCGUGUGGGCUUCGACCCCUUCCUCUUCUCCAUCAACUCCUGGGAGAGUUAUAGUGUGGCCCUCCAAGACUCUGACAGAGAGCUGGUGUCCAUCACUGUCAACCUUGUGGACCUGGUGUGGGGGUCAGAGAGGCCUCCAGUGCCAAGCGAGCCCAUCUAUGCUCUGCAGGAGGCAUUCACAGGGAACGCCUGGCAGGAGAAAGUAUCUGGCAUCCGCAGUCAGAUGCAGAAGCAUCGUGAGGCCCCAACUGCCGUGCUUCUCUCGGCGCUUGAUGAGACGGCCUGGCUCUUCAACCUUAGAGGCAGUGACAUCCCUUAUAACCCCUUCUUCUAUUCCUACACGCUGCUCACCGACUCCUCCAUCAGAUUAUUUGCAAACAAGAGUCGCUUUAGCACUGAGACCCUGCAGUACCUGAACUCUGGCUGCACGGGUUCCCUGUGUGUGCAAGUCGAAGAUUACGGCCAAGUCCGUGACAGCAUCCAGGCUUACAUCUCAGGAAACGUGAAGAUCUGGAUCGGGACCAGCUACACCUCGUAUGGGCUCUAUGAGGUGAUACCCAAGGAGAAACUUGUAGCAGACACCUACUCCCCAGUGAUGGUAACCAAGGCGGUGAAAAACAGCAAGGAGCAGACCCUCCUCAGGGCCAGCCAUGUGCGGGAUGCUGUGGCUGUGAUCCGCUACUUGGUCUGGUUGGAGAAGAACGUGCCCAAAGGCACCGUAGAUGAGUUCUCGGGGGCAGAGCUGCUGGAGAAGUUCCGCGGAGAAGAAGAGUUCUUCUCCGGAUCCAGUUUUGAAACCAUCUCUGCCAGUGGCCUGAAUGCUGCCCUGGCCCACUACAGCCCCACCAAGGAGCUACACCGCAAGCUGUCCUCAGAUGAGAUGUACCUGCUGGAUUCGGGGGGACAAUACUGGGACGGGACAACAGACAUCACCAGAACAGUCCACUGGGGCACCCCUUCUGCUUUCCAAAAGGAGGCGUACACCCGUGUGUUGAUAGGAAAUAUCGAUCUCUCCACACUCGUCUUCCCAGCUGCUACAUCAGGGCGGGUGGUGGAGGCCUUUGCCCGUAGAGCCUUGUGGGAUGUUGGCCUCAAUUAUGGUCACGGGACAGGCCACGGCAUUGGCAACUUCCUGUGUGUGCACGAGUGGCCAGUGGGAUUCCAGUCCAGCAAUAUUGCCAUGGCCAAGGGCAUGUUCACUUCCAUCGAACCUGGUUACUAUCAGGAUGGAGAAUUUGGGAUCCGUCUUGAAGAUGUGGCCCUCGUGGUAGAAGCAAAGACCAAGUACCCAGGGACCUACCUGACCUUUGAAGUGGUGUCCUUGGUGCCCUAUGACCGGAAUCUCAUCGAUGUCAGCCUGCUGUCCCCCGAGCAGCUCCAGUACGUGAACCGCUACUACCAGACCAUCCGUGAGAAGGUGGGCCCGGAGCUGCAGCGGCGCCAGCUGCUGGAGGAGUUCUCCUGGCUGCAGCGGCAUACGGAGCUCCUGACUGCCAGGGCCGCUCCCACCGCCUCCUUGGCCCCUCUGAUGACAGUCUCCACUCUCGCCGCCAUCCUCGGCUGGAGUGUCUAGCAGCUCAAGACUCCCCUCCUGACCCUCUUGCUCAGCUCCCCUCUCCCCCCACCACCCAUGCCCCAAGAGCCCCUGCCAACCCAUUGCCUGGAAACCACCACCCUCAGCCUCCUUCUACCGGGCCAAGCCCUAGGGGUGCAGGGCUUCUGGAUCACAGGCAGCACCUCCCCUGCCCACCCUGCACCCUGCCACCCGGGCUUGGACAUUUCACCCUCAGCUCCCAACCCCCAGCCCCAGGAUACAGGAGCCAGUUAGUCCCUUUCCUCCCGUGAGCCCAGUAGGCCUAGCCCGUAACCUGGCAGAGCCUGUUGCCCCUCCUGCCCCCAAAAGACCAGUAUAAGACAGUGCCUUACCCCCCCGCCCAAGGGGCUCCAUGGCCCUGGCCGAGCCCGACCGUGUCACCACCUGCUGGACUGAGCCAGACCCACACUGGCUGACUUGUUGGUCUUCCCGCACCCUUGAGGCCACCUCUGGCCACCCCCACUGUCCCUGGCCCUACAGUGGCCUCCUGGCUGCAGCCCACAGGCUGAAGGAUAAAAUACUACUUCCAGACUCCCCGCUGUGCCUGUAGCAAUAGAGAGAGAGAGAGAAAGAGAUGGUGGCUGCUGCCUUCCUGCCACCCCAGGGUCAGGGAGACCAGCCAGGUGAGGGGCACAGACACCAGCCCCCCCCACCCACGUGUCAGCCCAUCACCCUUAAACCCUAGGCAGGGUCCAUGCCAAUUGACAGCAUAGGGAGUUAAGCCAUAGGAAUCUGGACAUGGGGUAGGAGGGGACGCGAGGAACACUCUAGAAUAUGGCCCUACCCACAGUUGGGAACAACCUGAGCCACACUGCCCAAUCACAGACUUCCUGGCAUGUGUGUCACCCUUUGAGCUUUCAAAAGUGCAGCCAGUGGGACAAUGCUGUUAAAUCCUCCAGCAUCCUUAGGUGACCUUUAACCUGUGUGGGCAGAAUCUGGUUUCCCCAUUUUACAGAUAGGAGAACUGAACUCCAGAUGGGGUGGAACCUGCCCAAGGACACAACUGUGUUUGGUGGGAACGUGGCAGGGCCAGAAUGGGUCAGCAGUCCUGCUUUUUUGCCCUUUGGCACCGUGCAGAAUCCCUCAGCCUACCUCCCAGCCCCUUCCACGUUCACCAAGCCCGCUGCUGGGACAGGCGGAGGGUGGGGAAGAGUUGUCUCUGGCCAGCCCAGCCGUUAGCCACCUGGGUUCACAUCCUGCUAAAUGCUUAAAACAGCCUGGCAACGAAGCCUCCCUCUGGGUUUUGCAUUGUCUGCUGUGCAGCCGGAGACUGCUGUUACCUGUGGGUUUUGUGGUGGGGGAGGAAGGGGAGGAGGUGAGGUGGGGGCAGGGAUGUGAGGCUCCCAGAAGCUCAGUUGGGGAGCACAUGUGUUUGAGAGUGCAAGUGAGCAUGCGUGCAUGUACGUGGAGUCGCAUGCAUGCCACGCCCAGCCCAGCACCUCCUGUGCCGAAGACUGUGUAGCCUUGUGGACGGGACAAGAGGAGCCCCAUGCUGGGGGAUUUGUCAAAGGCGGUCCCGGAAAGCUGGGGCCAGCACCAAGGGAGCAGAGUCAGGGGAGGAGAGAAGCAAGUCUCUGGGGCAGAGUGCUGGGCAAAGGCACCAGCUGAGGAGUCCCCCGGGGUGGGGGGGACCACCAGGCCUGGCUUGCUAAGCGUGAGGGUGACCUGUGACAGUUAUCACCACUGAUACUUGCACUCAAAGGCCCCAGCUCUGAGCCAUCCUCACUGAAAGCCUGUAGCACCCCACAGUGGGCCUCUGUUUACUGAGUCAUUUGCUCCCUCACAAGCUCACCCCACAAAGACAGCUGCUCAUAAUAAAAUUAAUCGUCGCCAUCAGCUUCAUCAUAGCAACCAUCCAGUGAGUGUUUACUAUGUACCAGGCACUGUGGUUUACAUGCAUGCUUUUACAUUUUUUUAUUUUACUGUGGUAA